Molecule: messenger RNA, 575 nt
Organism: Rhodofomes roseus
Lineage: Eukaryota; Fungi; Basidiomycota; Agaricomycetes; Polyporales; Fomitopsidaceae
Exons: 4
Coding region: 52-297 (81 amino acids)
Source: RefSeq, a predicted model, not a curated record
CACCGAGUCGCCUGAGAGUCGCAUCUGUUCCUCGUCUGGUCGUCUUUCGGUAUGAGCCAGCAGCCGAGCUUGCCUUCUGUACUGCCCUCUGCGCCUGCGCUUCAGGAUGUCACGACAACACCUGCGCAACUGGAGACUGGCGUCGCUCGAGUAACGAACCCUAACGAGACACCUAUAUACAUCUGUGCGCUCGAUAAGUGCAAUAGACUGUUUCCUAACCGUGAUCGUCUCAUGGCCCACCGGAAACGCGACCAUGACAGUGAAGAAACGGCCGAUAUCAUCACCUGGAAUGAAUAAAGUUUGGUGACCGCGGUGCAUCGAUGCGGCGAAGGUCUCGUGCAGUCCCCCAUGUGUUUCGGUGAAUCCCGCAUUCGAGCCUCCCGGACUGCUCGUGUCGGGCUCGUGUCUAGUCAGUCUCAGGCACGAGAAGCAUAGACGGGUCUGCUGUUCGCGAGGGAACGAGCUCAACAUUGGAUGGUGCUAUCCCAACACUAAACGCCUCUUCCCCGCGUACGGGGUUUCCGAAGCUCGGACGUCGCCCACGCAGACAACGCCGUAUCCCCCAGGGGUAUCUU